Chanos chanos (milkfish) is the source of this 2823-nucleotide messenger RNA. RefSeq names its product ADAM metallopeptidase with thrombospondin type 1 motif, 5 (aggrecanase-2) (gene adamts5). The coding region runs from base 1 to 2823 and encodes 940 amino acids. Gene Ontology annotation, biological process: extracellular matrix organization; proteolysis. Gene Ontology annotation, molecular function: zinc ion binding; metalloendopeptidase activity. The transcript has 8 exons. NCBI's taxonomy places the organism in Eukaryota, Metazoa, Chordata, Actinopteri, Gonorynchiformes, Chanidae. The record is from RefSeq and is a predicted model, not a curated record.
AUGCUGUUUAGGAUUCUCUUGUUGUGCGUUGUGGAGUUUCACAUAAGCGAUGCUGUCGCCGACCCCAGUCUUACCACAUUCAGGGCUUUCACUACACCUGUGAACGACUCAUUCCUCACAACUGAGAGGAAAGAUGGUAUCGUGCAAACUAUUGACCGGAUUUAUCACGGGGGCGGAAAAGUGGGUUAUCUUCUAUACAUGGACGAUAGGAGAUUUCAACUUGAUAUGGAGAGAGAUGAAUCUAUACUGUCACAUCAUUUCAGCUCGAAGUAUGUGGUUACGCUACUGGGGGCGGGAGACGGCGCACCUCCCCUGCAUAAAGAGUGUGUUUACCGUGGUACCGUGGACUCAAAUCCAGAAUCUCUGGCGGUUUUUAGUUUGUGUGAUGGUGGACUGGAGGGUUUUUUUGCGGUUAAGCAUGCCCGUUACACUAUUAAGCCCCUCGUCCGGGCGAAAGGACACGAAAACGAUGUACACGUAGUGAAGGAUGCUGAGGCGGAAAACGCUCUCCACUAUUACACUCGUGAGAGCUUUAGUUUCGAAGCAAUGCCAGUGCGCGAGAGCUGCGGCACGCGGGAUGGAAGGAGGCGCAAGGAUGGCACGAGGAAACGCCGGCGUAAGUACCCUGGAAAGAGAAAAAUACACCGUUACGCACUGGAGGAGGAUGAUCACAGAACACUUGACCGGAGGUGGUGGACGAGGUUCACCAAACCGGUCUCACCCGGUGAAGUCAAAAGGCGCAAGAGAUCCGUUUCUCGCGCCAGGCACGUGGAGCUUCUGUUGGUAGCUGACGAGUCUAUGUCCAAGAAAUAUGGAAAGGACUUGAACCAUUACCUGUUAACAUUAGCCUCAAUAGCUUCCAAGCUGUAUGGUCACGCCAGUAUCGAGAAUCCCAUACGACUGUCAGUGGUCAAGGUAACUGUGGUAACGGAGAAAGAGAAGGGACUCGAGGUGUCCAAGAACGCAGCCGCGACCCUCAAGAGUUUCUGCAAAUGGCAGAAUCAGCAAAAUCCGCUUGAUGACGAUCAUCAACAUCAUCACGACGCGGCCAUUCUCUUCACCAGGCAGGAUCUGUGUGGGCAUCAUUCAUGUGACACGCUGGGCAUGGCGGACGUGGGAACCGUCUGCUCUCCAGAGAGAAGCUGCGCCGUUAUCGAGGACGACGGUCUUCACGCUGCUUUCACUGUGGCACACGAGAUCGGACACCUGUUGGGUCUGUCCCACGAUGACUCAAAGUUCUGUGAAGAGCGUUUUGGCUCCACUGAAGACAAGAGGCUCAUGUCCUCCAUCCUGACCUCCAUCGACGCCUCCAAACCUUGGAGCCGCUGCACCUCUGCUACCAUCACUGACUUCUUCGACGACGGCAAUGCCGAGUGUCUGCUGGACACUCCUCGUCAGCCCCUCCUGGGUCCGGAGGAGCUUCCAGGCCAGAGUUACGAUGCUGUUCGGCAGUGUCGGCUAGCGUUUGGGCCAGAGUACACGGUGUGCCCGGGAAUGGACGUGUGCGCCCGCCUGUGGUGCGCGGUGAUCCGGAAGGGCCAGAUGGUUUGCCUGACCAAGAAGCUGCCUGCCGUGGAGGGAACGCCCUGCGGCAAAGGCCGCAUCUGCCUGCAGGGCAAGUGUGUGGACAAGACCCGCAAGAGGCACUACUCGGCUUCUAACCAUGGUAGCUGGAGCUCUUGGGGACCUUGGGGGACGUGUUCUCGUACCUGUGGAGGCGGGGUCCAGUUUGCUCACCGUCUAUGUAACAACCCACCUCCCCGUAACAACGGGCGCUACUGCACGGGCAAGAGAGCAAUCUACAGGUCCUGUAAUGUCACACCCUGCCCCUCGACGGGUAAGAGUUUCCGGCAGGAGCAGUGUGAGGUCCGUAAUGGCCCUCAGACAGACCCAAAGGGGGUGAAGACCCAUGUGGAGUGGGUGCCAAAGUUUGCUGGCGUGCUGCCCAAAGACAUGUGUAAACUGACCUGCAGGGCGAAAGGCACUGGCUACUACGUAGUGUUCUCACAAAGGGUAAUCGAUGGAACGGAGUGUCGUCCGUACAGCAGCUCGGUGUGUGUGAAGGGUAAAUGCGUGCGCACCGGCUGUGACGGAAUCAUCGGCUCCAAACUCCAGUUUGACAAGUGUGGCAUCUGUGGAGGCGACAGCACGGGAUGUAUCAAAGUGUCAGGCAAUUUCACCAAGAAGAGUAAGGGCUACACGGACGUCGUAAAAAUCCCAGAGGGCUCCACUCACAUAAAGGUCAGACAGUACAAGCCUAAAGGUCAGACGCGGUUCACAGCCUACAUGGCCCUGCGUCGACCCGACGGCAGCUAUCUCCUAAACGGCAAGUUCAUGAUCUCCACCUCGGAGACUGUCAUCCCGCUCAACGGCACGGUGCUCAACUACAGCGGCUGGAGCCAACGCGACGAGGCCCUUCACAGCAUGGGCCCCGGGGCGCUACACGAAAGCGUGGUCCUGCAAGUGCUGGCCACCGACGCCAAACGCCCGCUUGACAUACGCUACAGCUUCUUCGUUCCCCGUAAGACUCUGGCCUCCACCCGUUCCUCUUCGUCUUCCGCUUUGGUGGUCGACGCCUCAGCCUCAACUCCAGAGGACUGGCCUCUGACCACCGAGGCCCCCUCCUCUGCCCCACCCCCGUCCACGGCCCCGCCCGGACCUCAGUGGGUGACAGGCUCUUGGAUGACCUGCUCCAGGACUUGUGACACAGGUUGGCAGAGUCGCACAGUACAGUGCAAGGACCCACAAGGCAAGCUGGCCAAGGGUUGCCCUCUGGGUGCCCGACCUUCUGCCUUUAAACACUGCCUGAUUAAAAAGUGCUGA